Messenger RNA from Balearica regulorum gibbericeps (East African grey crowned-crane), 1305 nucleotides. NCBI's taxonomy places the organism in Eukaryota, Metazoa, Chordata, Aves, Gruiformes, Gruidae. The record is from RefSeq and is a predicted model, not a curated record.
AUGCCCAAGCGGGGCAGGAGGCGUCGGGGGUACUCAGCCCACAACCAGCCAGGCAGGAGCCAGGGGGGUUCCUCCCUCCCAACACCCCGGCCACUGAAGAAGACCCCCCCCACAUGUUCGGAGUGCAACAAGAGCUUCAGGAGCCAGUCGGCGUUGGCUGUCCACAUGCGGAGCCACACGGGUGAGCGGCCCUUCCUCUGCACCGACUGUGGGAAGCGUUUCAGCUACAAGCAUCACCUGCUGAGACACCGGCACGUGCACACCGGUGCGAAGCCCUUUGCCUGCAGCGACUGCGGCCACCGCUUCAGUGAUAGUUGUUACCUGGUCAUCCACCAGCGCACCCACACCGGGGAGCGACCCUUCACCUGCGCCCAGUGCCCCAGUUCCUUCCGGGACAGCAGUAGCCUCACUGCCCACCAGCACAUCCACACUGGGGAUCGUCCCUUUGCCUGCACCCACUGCCCCAAGGCCUUCAGGUACAAGAAGACCCUCAUCGCCCACCAGCUGAUCCACAAUGGGGAGCACCCCUUUGCCUGUGCCCACUGCCCCAAGGCGUUCAGGUACAAGAAGACCCUCAUGGCCCACCAGCUCCUCCACACUGGUGAACGCCCCUUUGCCUGCGACCAGUGCCCCAAGGCCUUCAGGGACAAGAAGACCCUCGUCAUCCACCAGCGCAUCCACACCGGGGAGCGACCCUUUGCCUGUGCCCACUGCCCCAAGGCCUUCAGGGACAGCAGUACCCUCGCUGUUCACCAGCGGGUCCACACCAGUGAGCGCCCCUUUCCCUGUCCACAGUGCCCCAAGGCCUUCAGGGACAAGACAACCCUCACAGCCCACCAGCGGGUCCACACCAGGGAGCGCCCCUUCGCCUGCGCCCACUGUCCCAAGGCCUUCAUGUACAAGAAAACCCUCGCUGCCCACCAGCGGGUCCACACCAGGGAGCGCCCCUUUGCCUGCCCCCACUGCUCCAAGGCUUUUAGGGAGAAGAAGCCCCUCACUGUUCACCAGCGCAUCCACACUGGGGAGCGCCCCUUUGUCUGCGCUCACUGUCCCAAAGCUUUCAGGGACAAGAAGACUCUCAUCGUCCACGAGCGCAUCCAUUCUGGGGAACGUCCCUUUGCCUGCGCCCACUGCCCCAAGGCCUUCAUGGACAGCGGUAGCCUCACUGUACACCAGCGGGUCCACACUGGUGAGAAGCCCUACAAGUGCAGCGAGUGCGGCAAGACCCUCAGCCAGAAGCGUAACUUGGAGAGGCACCAGCAGAUUCAUCGGAGCCUGCCAACAGUGCCAGAGGGCAGAGGGUAG